This is a messenger RNA of Echinops telfairi (small Madagascar hedgehog), 2450 nucleotides long. It is a transcript of the gene KCTD10, whose product is annotated as potassium channel tetramerization domain containing 10. NCBI's taxonomy places the organism in Eukaryota, Metazoa, Chordata, Mammalia, Afrosoricida, Tenrecidae. Gene Ontology annotation, molecular function: ubiquitin-protein transferase activity; protein binding. The transcript has 6 exons. The record is from RefSeq and is a predicted model, not a curated record. The coding region runs from base 2 to 940 and encodes 312 amino acids. Gene Ontology annotation, biological process: proteasome-mediated ubiquitin-dependent protein catabolic process; negative regulation of Rho protein signal transduction; protein ubiquitination. Gene Ontology annotation, cellular component: Cul3-RING ubiquitin ligase complex.
GAUGUCAGGAGAAAGCGUGGUGAGCUCAGGGGUGCCCGCGGCUGCGACCCGCACCACUUCCUUCAAGGGGACGAGCCCCAGCUCCAAGUACGUGAAGCUGAAUGUGGGCGGAGCCCUCUACUACACCACCAUGCAGACGCUGACCAAGCAGGACACCAUGCUGAAAGCCAUGUUCAGUGGGCGAAUGGAGGUGCUUACCGACAGUGAAGGCUGGAUCCUCAUUGACCGGUGUGGGAAGCACUUCGGUACAAUACUCAACUACCUUCGUGAUGGGGCGGUCCCCCUGCCUGAGAGCCGCCGGGAGAUUGAGGAGCUGCUGGCAGAAGCCAAGUAUUACCUGGUCCAGGGCCUGGUGGAAGAGUGCCAGGCCGCUCUACAAAAUAAGGACACGUAUGAGCCUUUCUGCAAAGUUCCCGUCAUCACCUCAUCGAAGGAGGAGCAGAAACUGAUCGCCACAUCCAAUAAGCCCGCUGUGAAGUUGCUGUACAACAGAAGUAACAACAAGUACUCGUACACCAGUAAUUCUGACGACAACAUGUUGAAAAACAUCGAACUGUUCGAUAAGCUGUCUCUGCGCUUCAAUGGGAGGGUCCUCUUCAUCAAGGACGUCAUUGGGGACGAGAUCUGUUGCUGGUCCUUCUACGGCCAGGGCCGAAAGAUUGCUGAAGUCUGCUGCACCUCCAUCGUCUACGCCACCGAGAAAAAACAGACCAAGGUGGAGUUCCCUGAAGCCCGGAUUUACGAGGAGACCCUGAACAUUCUGCUGUAUGAGGCCCAAGAUGGCCGGGGACCUGACAACGCGCUCCUGGAGGCCACAGGCGGCGCUGCCGGCCGCUCCCACCACCUGGACGAGGACGAGGAGCGCGAGCGGGAGCGGAUCGAGCGGGUGCGGCGCAUCCACAUCAAGCGCCCAGAUGACCGUGCUCACCUCCACCAGUGAGCGGCCAGCGGGCCGGCCCCCGCCCCUCCCCUCCCCUCCCCACGUCUGUCGCGUCUUUUGUAACGGGCCAGCUUAUUGUUUUGAUGUUUCUGACAAGUGCGCGAUCUGCCUUGCCCGGUGAGUGUGCAGUGGUUGAACACGUGGUGUGUCUAAGGUUCUGCUUUUUGUGUCCCCGAGAAGAGGGGCGAGUGGGUGGGGCGUGUCUGAGAACUGUGGUUUGCAGUAUUUAUUUUUGUGGCUGUUGACUACCUGUUUGACCUCUUGGGGGUCAGGUCUGCGCCUGCACACUGUCCCCGCUUGACUACAAAUCCUCUCUGUGAGGGGCGAGUCACUGCAGUGUGGAGGUGGUGAGUAGCCCAGGGUGGCUUUCGGGGCGAGCCUGUGGCCCAGUUUUGUUAAUGGCAUCUGUCCCUGUGCUUGGUAAGGACGCUGCCCUCCCGGGCACGGUGGCCACCCACAGCUGCCCAGGGAGCUUUCCUGGCCCCACUGUGAGCUCAGCUGUCACUCCCCUCUCGCUUGUACGCAGUCAAGAGGGGCAGUCGGUUAGCAGGUUGCCAAAAAUGUGCGUAUACCGUGGGGUCGGCCGGAGGGCCCCCCUGGUCUGGGACAGGUGCUCUUACCCAGCUCUGGCAGGGCCCAGAGUGCCCUGUGAGGCGCACACGCCGGUGGACUCUAGAGUGGGUCCAGUAGUUAGAAGGAGGUGCGAAUGUGUGUAAGGUCGUGGAUGUGUUUAGUCGGCUUCGAGGGAAACGUUACUGUUUUAAGCCAAAGGUAUUACCAGGGAGCGUGUCUUCCAGACACGAGGUUUUCUAUUUCGGAUUGGUUUUUACAGCUUAGACUUUUGUACGCGUUGCCCUCCCUGUGGCAGUGGUCUGCCUUUCCUCCGUACCCAGCAGUCUGCAGUAAACACUUGAAUGUGGUCUGUAAACUGUUGUGUGCGGAGGUUUUCUCUAAAGCCCAAGCAGAGGGCUUACAACAUGUUUUGUAAAGACUUUUUAUACGGUUUCGUUUUAAAACACCAACCCUGCUGUUUGGGUUGGACUUUUGUAGGAAGUUUUUUAAGUGAAUUGUCGUCGGUUCCGAUGUUUUCCUGUAGGAAUGGAAAAGCCAUCCCAUGAAGUGCUUUUUAAAUGUUGGUGAGAAGAGUAGGUUUUGUCACCUAUUUGUUGUGGUUUCUGUGCCUUUGGACCGAAGGCUCCUGGCCCGUCCUUUCCCGUCUUCACCUUCCUGGGACAUUCCGCAGUGACAGCGUGGCGAGCAGGACAGAAGUAUUUAAGAGCCAUCCCAGAGAAAGCAAAAAGGUGUUGUUUUUUAAUGAGCUUCAAAACAAAAUGGAGACCGCAUUUAAGGUCAGGUGUGAGUGAGUUCCAUUCUCUAGAGCCGAGUCACUGGCCCCUCCGUCACCUGCCCGUCUCCGCUCGAACACGCUCCGUCUCAGAAGCAGCCACUGUCGGGUGUUAGCAUCUGUGCGACUGUGUCAAAUAAAAGUGUUGUACAUGCUUCUGUCUAA